AUGUCUGAAGAUGUCUGGGUGUCAUCUAUUGAGUCCUCAUAUAAUACAAUCUACGGGUCGUCGGAGGUGGGUCCCCUCCGAAGCACCAGCAUCGUCUUGCUCGUCAUGCCUCAAGCCCUACAAGCACCAAGCUGGCAUACCUUGACAGCGGUGUACCAUCCUAAACUUCUCCUUUUUAUGUUACCAUCUUCGCCCUUCAUGGCAUGGCUUUCAGUGGCCGUGAGUAUUAUCGAUCGGACUACCACAUCUUUUUCUGAAGCCGAAUCGAGCGUCCUCAAGAGCGGAACCGACGAAAAGAAGGCUCAGUACUUGCGUGACCGCGGUGUCGAGAUCGCUACCUUCAUCGACAAGUUCAUCCAGCAGAACGGACUGCCCCCGCCGGACGAAAAAGGAAGUGGCGGCGGUUUCGCGAUCCUGGGGUGGUCGCUCAGAGCUCUGUUCGCACUUGCCACGACCGCUAAUGUGGACGUUCUUGGAGAUUCAACGAGGGCUCACUUCGCUCGAUACAUGCGAUCACUUAUCCUGUUUGGUGCGUCCGAAGGUGAUCAUGCUAGUCAUGCGGCCGUCCUUGACGAGUUACUUGCAGAAACAGCAUUUGUCUCUAUUGGGUCGCUUCCGCCGCCUAAAACGUGGAAUUCACUCCUGGACGAGAGCAUUCCACUUCCUAUGCGCACGCCUAUGAUCAACUACUGGGUUUCCGCGUAUUUUGACCACGGCGACUUGAAAACCGCGAUCUCAAUACUCUCGAGUACGUCGUCCCCUCGCCGACGCGGUUUCCGAGCAUACACAACUUGUCUGCCGAGCAGUCUCCGCGCGUUGUAUGAGAAGACGGUUUUCGACAAGAAGGCUAGAGAAAUAUUGCCGCAUAUGAAGGUGUGCGCGCUCUUUGGUGGCCGUACGUCGGCGGUCUCGUUGCCGAGUAUGUUCGCCAUGGAGGGAGACGAUAGGGCUCAUGGAGGUGGAAAUAUAUGCUUCCGCCUCAUCAAGGGCGGAAACCACUUCAUGCAUUGGGAUGAACCCGAGCUCACGCUUGAGACACUACUGGACGCGAUGGCGUAGUUCUCGCGCGCGGCCAAUCUCGCGGCCUCAAUGACUCAAGUAUCUGCUACCACCUUACACGUAUAUCAUCGUCAGCUACAGACUCAUGUAUGCUUGUUA
Messenger RNA from Phanerochaete carnosa HHB-10118-sp, 1158 nucleotides. RefSeq lists its product as uncharacterized. The record is from RefSeq and is a predicted model, not a curated record. The coding region runs from base 1 to 1059 and encodes 352 amino acids. The transcript has 4 exons. NCBI's taxonomy places the organism in Eukaryota, Fungi, Basidiomycota, Agaricomycetes, Polyporales, Phanerochaetaceae.